AUGAUGUUGAUGAUGAUGAUACGGGAUGUGGGUGAACUGAAGGAACGUGUGGAGGAAUUGGGAGCGGCGGCAGCAGCACCGUUGGAGGCUCUGAUGGGAUUCAUGCAGCGGCUGCGCCGGGAAGCUCCGGAGAUGAUCGAUGCGGGAGUACAGAAACAGCUGGGGGCGACACUGAGUGAAAUCAGGAGGAGACUUGAGGAGAAAGAGAAAAAAAUGAAGGAGACGAGGAGAACAAUAGAACAGAUGAAGCUCUCUGUGGAAAGAGUGAUGGAAGAACAUGAUAAGAGUUUCAGCAAUCUGAUACGGUGCAUUGAGGAAGCCCACAAGAAACUGACUGAGAGGAUCAAAGAACAAGAAAAGAGAGAAAUUGAGAAGGCUGAAGGAGUCAUGGAGCAGAAGACAAGAGAAGCUGAGCUAAAGGAGCUUUCAGAGAUCAAGGACUAUCUCCACUUCCUGCAGACUUUGUCACCUCUCUGUGUCCUUCCUGCUGAUGGAGACUCACUCAACUUCACUGUCACUGCCGAUUUCUCUUCAAAAGACCUGCUUAAGGAGCUGUCAGGUCUGAAAAAGUGUCUGGAGAAGAUCAGCCAGUGGGACUUCCUGCCUUUGACUCCAUCAGGUUGUGACACUCCAGUUUUCACCCUACAGCCUCCUGAACCUCAAAGCAGAGAGGACUUUUUACAGUACUUCUGUCCACUCACACUGGACAUCAAAACGGCAUACAGUAACCUCCAUCUGUCUGAAGGGAACAAGAAGGUGACAAGUGGAGAGAUAGAGACUGAAUAUCAUGAUCAUCCUGACAGAUUUGACUGCUGGCCUCAAUUUUUAUGCAGAGAGGCUCUGACUGGGACUCGCUGUUACUGGGAGGUGGAGUGCAGUGGAAGCCUCAUGAGGAUUGGAGUCGCAUAUAAAGGUCUGAGGAGGAAAGGAGAGAGCAAGGAGUGCGGCCUGGGAAAGAAUGACAAGUCCUGGUGUUUGCUGUGGUCUGAUUCCCAGUACUCUGUGUGGCACAAUAACCAGCAGACUGUAAUCAGCGCCCCCUCAAGCCCCAGAAUAGGUGUGUAUCUGGACUGGCCUGCUGGCUCUCUGUCAUUUUAUAGCGUCUCACAGACAAUGACCCUCCUGCACAGGUUCAACACCUCCUUCACUGAGCCACUUUAUCCAGGGUUUGGGUUUUGCUUCUAUUUUACCUCCAGUGUAACAAUCUGCCAUCUGACACCAGGUGACCACUGACCAGUACCCCCCACCGGUCACUUGAUGUCCCCACAAGCACAUGUCCUGUUUGUAUUUGUAGUUUGGGGUCAAAUUAAAUUUACUGGAAUAGCACCUCUGUGAUUGAAUUUGUAGAUAAGAAUGUGGGACAAGUGCAACUGUCGGGGUCUCCAUUAUUAUUGGGUUUGAGUAGCCAAUCAGGUGUGUGUAUCAAAGUGAGGGGCGGUGACAGCUCAGACAUACAAAUACCAGUCUGACCAGCAGGGGUCACUGUUGAUUCACAGCCACAUGUCCUACAGGCUGACACCCCAAGUGUUACUGAGGCCCCCAAGUGUCACUGAAUGUCACCUGUUAAGUAGGACAGGCAUGUGGUCCUGCUGGAUCAGCACAACUGAAAGGCGCUAUACAGACUCAGUAUGAAGAGCUCUUGAAUAGUGACUAUAUGUAGGAGCAGAGAGUGACAGAGGGGACUGGAGUGUUGUCCACUCACCAGACAUUUUGAAACCCUCCACUGGUCACUCAAAGGGUCCUUCACUUCAGAAUGAAUUCACUGUGAAUGUCUGAAGACGAGGACUCACCAGUCAGUCAGAUGUUAGCCAUACUGACAGAGUUUGGUGUUUUAGUUGAUGUCACAUUAAACUUUAAACUGCACCUCCUCCUUGUCCCCAGAUUUGUCACUCUUGGUACCCUGAAAGCUCCAACAUCUUCAAAAAAUGAAUUCUUGGUGAGUUGGCACACACUUGACAUGGGUGCACAUGUGUGGCUUUGCAGUGGACUGACACCCCGUCCAGGGUUGGUCCACCAUGUCCACAAACCUGAAAUUGAAAAUUGGAUAAGAAAGACAAGGAAUGGACAGAAGGGGUCACUGAUUGGUCAGUCGCCACACUACUGCCUCUUGUGGCCACUCUGAAUAUUAAACAACAAUUUAUACAAAAAGGAAAUCUAAAAGAUAAAAGCAGAAAGCAUUCAGUGAAAUCCUGAGCAGUGAAACAUAAAAGGAGAGAAUGAGAAACAAUCAGAGAGUCUGACGAAUGGAGACUUUAACAGGAGGACUGAGGGGUGGGACUGAAGUGCAGUGGCGCCCUCUAGUGGACACCCGCCAUAUUACACACAUGGGAAAGGUCAGCAGUGAAGGGGAGAAAAGAAUACAGGGCAGUUUAAAAUAAAUAAGAAUAAAGUAAAAACACAAGAGUAAAACACCUGAAAAAAAGAACUUUACAUAUUAUAUCUUAAACUAAUUAAGAUAAGAU
This is a messenger RNA of Polypterus senegalus (gray bichir), 2462 nucleotides long. RefSeq names its product tripartite motif-containing protein 16-like protein. NCBI's taxonomy places the organism in Eukaryota, Metazoa, Chordata, Cladistia, Polypteriformes, Polypteridae. The record is from RefSeq and is a predicted model, not a curated record. The transcript has 7 exons. Gene Ontology annotation, molecular function: protein binding. The coding region runs from base 1 to 1233 and encodes 410 amino acids.